Messenger RNA from Meriones unguiculatus (Mongolian gerbil), 2190 nucleotides. RefSeq names its product DnaJ heat shock protein family (Hsp40) member B2 (gene Dnajb2). Gene Ontology annotation, biological process: positive regulation of proteasomal ubiquitin-dependent protein catabolic process; protein refolding. The coding region runs from base 448 to 1365 and encodes 305 amino acids. The transcript has 10 exons. Gene Ontology annotation, cellular component: cytosol; endoplasmic reticulum membrane. The record is from RefSeq and is a predicted model, not a curated record. Lineage: Eukaryota; Metazoa; Chordata; Mammalia; Rodentia; Muridae. Gene Ontology annotation, molecular function: ATPase activator activity; Hsp70 protein binding.
GCCCCUGUGUGACCGGCCGAGCCGGCCCUCUCUGGCUCUCUAGUAGUUUCCGCGGCGCUGACGCAUGCUUGCGCACACAGCCCAGCCUGGCGCGUCUCACACAGCAGCCGCGAGCCGGGCUGCGGGUGCCAGGCGGUUUCCCCGCGGGGGGCAGGGGCGGGACUCCCGGCAGAGGAGGUGCGGCCCCAGCCGGGUCAGGUUGGGGACUCCAGAUCUGUGUGCUGGAGUUAGGGGGUUCGGGUAGGGCUACCUCCGGCCUGCGGGACUAGAUAAAGGCUGCGAAGGCGCCUAGUCACCGGCUGCAGGCGCGGCUCCCCGGGCCUGCUGCCACCUCGCAGUGCGUCCUUCCCGCCGGGGGCUGCGGCCUCAGCGAGCCGCCGUGCCUCUGUCAGCCUGACCCUUUCUCUCCUGCAGCCCUGAGGAGGGCCGCCUGACGGCUGAGUUGCCAUGGCAUCCUACUACGAGAUUCUAGACGUACCGCCGAGUGCGUCUGCUGAUGACAUCAAGAAGGCGUAUAGAAAGAAGGCUCUACAGUGGCACCCGGACAAGAACCCGGAUAAUAAGGAGUAUGCUGAGAAAAAAUUUAAGGAGGUGGCAGAGGCCUAUGAAGUACUAUCUGACAAGCACAAACGGGAGAUCUAUGACCGCUAUGGCCGGGAAGGGCUGACAGGGGCAGGACCUGGUCCCUCACGACCAGAAACUGGUGGUAUGGGACCUGCUUUCACAUUCACCUUCCGUAGCCCUGAGGAAGUCUUCCGGGAGUUCUUCGGAAGUGGAGACCCUUUUUCGGAGCUCUUCGAUGAGUUGGGUCCCUUCUCAGACCUCCAGAAUCGGAGUACUGGACGAUCUGGCCCUUUCUUCACCUUCUCUUCCUCCUUUCCUGGCCAGUCUGAUUUCUCGUCCUCGUCUUUCUCCUUCAGCCCUGGGGCUGGUGCUUUUCGCUCUGUUUCUACAUCCACCGCCUUUGUCCAAGGACACCGCAUCACCACGCGCAGAAUCAUGGAGAACGGGCAGGAGCGGGUAGAAGUGGAAGAGGAUGGACAGCUGAAGUCGGUCUCAAUCAAUGGUAUCCCAGAUGACCUGGCACUAGCCUUGGAGCUGAGCCGUCGUGAGCACCAACCUUCAGUCACCUCCAGGUUGCGGGUCCAGCCGACCCCUCUCUCCCGUCCCUCUGACAUCAACCUUUCUGAAGAUGAGGACAUGCAGCUUGCCAUGGCCUACAGUCUAUCAGAGAUGGAAGCAUCUGGGCAGAAGCCAGCAGCCUGCCCUGGCCAUAGGACUAGGCAGAGAUGUGUUCUGAGCUGGAUAUCCUGGAUACAGAGUUGCUGCAGUUCCAACAGGACAGCGCCCUCCCCAAUGUGCUAAGAGGGAAUGCUACAUUCCUCUCCCUCACUUAAUACUGAGUGUAGAGGGGGGCCUGGGUGGUGGGUGGGGACCGAGUGGGAGGCACCUGUAGUUUUAGCCUCUGAACUCUCUCCCCCAGGGUGCUUAGGGCUGUCUCUUGCGGAUUACAAAUCCCAGAGUGCAAUGCACCCUGGCCUCAUUUCUGAUAGGUCUUAUCCCACGGGAAGUGGUGCUCAGUUAUAAAGCUGAGCUUUCUGGGAUGUGUAGUUUCAACCCUGGCCAGUCUGUCACUCUCUGAAUGGGGAGAUCUUGUCUUUUUAUCUUGUCCCUGGCAGGGGGUGGUGAGAGUUGUAGAUGAAGGAGAAUAGACCAGAACAUUAAUUCCUGUGACACCACGUCUUGCUAGAAGUGGAAUGAGGUUGGAAUGAGCAGACCAGAGUCUGUUAGCAUCUGAAAGAGGUGGUUUUCUCUUGGGCAGCCUGGGGUCCGAAGAAUAAGCUAAUGGGGCACUGGGCUGAGUAGAUAGGGCAUGGUCCUGGAUGGCUGUGGGCUGGUAGAAGGAAGGAGAGAAGGCUGCCUUGGCUGGAGUGUGUAUGGCGAAGAUUGGCAUGCAGAGGGAGUGUUGGACAUAUCGCUUGAAUGGCUUUCUUUGGCCUCUGACCUUGCUGUCCAUUCUUUCUUAUCAUUCAUCCUCCAUGAGGCCACCUGUCCUGGGGAGCCCAAGGGUAGCAAGGGGAUUGGUGGAACGGGCUCUGGCCCACCUUUGAAACACUGAACCUCUGACACCCAUCAAAGCUGGAAUUCAGACUGAGGGAAAAUGGAAACAAAUAAAGCUGAGUUUUGAGA